Molecule: messenger RNA, 1451 nt
Organism: Pomacea canaliculata
Lineage: Eukaryota; Metazoa; Mollusca; Gastropoda; Architaenioglossa; Ampullariidae
Exons: 3
Coding region: 797-1330 (177 amino acids)
Source: RefSeq, a predicted model, not a curated record
CUGCCCACGUGACACGCUAAUCUUGGCCCCGCUAAUCAAUCGAUCUGGCCGGCUAUAAUAUCAUUGGCUCACGCCAAGCAGUACAGUCGCUCCUCUACGAGCAUCCAGCGCCACCGUGUGGCCGUGCCCACGCUAGGUCCGGAAGUUGUCUCCACCAUCAUCAGCCGGCCCGCAAAAAAGAGUUGUCUUCUGGCUCACCAGUUUUCAAGCCAUCUUUCGAAGACGAGACUGUGACCAAUCGUAAGAGAGGGAAACUCCUCAGUGAUGCUGUAGAGGAAGGUUGCAAGAAGAAGCAAAAGAACAUCGAAACAUUUUGCUCCGACCUUCUCUUUUAUAGACUUUGUUGCUCAAGUCAGGCUGCGAGAAAAAGUUUGAGUCACCCAGACUCCAUUCAGCCAACAGCCAAUCGUUUUCUCGUUUGUCCGUGACGAAAAGACAAAGAGUAGGAGAAACAGAAGAAGGCCUGAUCGCAAGACGGAUAAAAGCGACUGCUACAGCAUCUGUAAAACUCGUACAGUCCGGCAAACGAACUUCAUAGCCAACUUGUAAAAUACCGCUUCAGCUUCCAUCUAUCAAUUACUGACAGACGCUCACUUAAUUUCCCAUCGGACGCUUUUUCAAGAGAACUAACAGUAGCAGGUCCUUAAAACAAAGCUAACCAGGCAACGUUUUCCUAAUUCUUUUCUGAUAUUCUCUCAGUUGUAGUUUAAAUUAAAAGGUAUACGAAAACUGCAAGAAAAAUACUUUAUAAAAAAGAAAAUUUAAAGGAAGCCAAGAUAUUCAAAUUGCCCUCGACAUGUCCUCCACAUUCGGUCCCAGAUGUCUGCGUAUUUCGUCUGUGUUAACCCUCCUAGCGCUGCUCUUCCUCAUCCUCGUCCUGGAAUCCGAGGGUAUGAGUCUCGAGAAAAUCUGUGAGUCGCGGUGUUUCUACGGGAAAGGCGGGCAACUCUGUAACUGCAAUGCUGCCCACUUCGCGGGCAAGCGCACGGCAGGUCAGCAGGUUGUGGCCAAGAGAGACUUUACGUCCAGCAGCAGGGAAGACGGUGAGCGCCCUGAAGAUGCUGCCACCGACAGUAAAACCAGUGGCGACAUCUCCCGGCCAAGACACAACGGCGACGGCAACACAGACCUGGAUGCCAGCGACGACGGCAGCCUGGUGCUCGGAAGUUUCGUCGAUGACGACCGACACCAACGGUCGACGGCCGUGCAGAAGCUAGCGUCCUUGCUUAAGGACGCCAUCGACGAGAGGUUGGUGGACAGCAUGCCCACAAGAAAGUUUAGUCGGUGGCAAAGUGAUAUCCCUUACGAUGAAGAUGGUGCUCUGUAUUAACGAUGACGGACGUCACUGCUCAAGGAGACAGAAGACCAUAUAUAAAUUGAAACUGUUCGAUUUUCUCAGUCGUCUGUCACAUUAGUGCUUAAACUGAUGAAAAAUUUAAAAAAAUUAAAAC